Molecule: messenger RNA, 1100 nt
Organism: Acomys russatus (golden spiny mouse)
Lineage: Eukaryota; Metazoa; Chordata; Mammalia; Rodentia; Muridae
Gene: Myl6b
Product: myosin light chain 6B
Exons: 7
Coding region: 226-894 (222 amino acids)
Cellular component (GO): myosin II complex
Molecular function (GO): calcium ion binding; structural constituent of muscle
Source: RefSeq, a predicted model, not a curated record
CGAGUGGGGACAGCUCAAGCCCUUUCCAUUCCGGAACCGCCCCACACUUCAGAGCCUGACUCACUCACGGCCACCACGGACCGGAAGUCACCGUCGGAGAAAGGUUUUUCGUGAGCCAGAGGGCGAGCGCGGACUACGACUCCCAGAAUACUCCGCAGUUAACUCUUUAGGGUCCGGAGCUGCCCUGAGGCCCCCAGGCCCCCUCUUUCUCUGACCCGGCAAGAGAUGGGUGCCCCCACCGGCACACUGUCCUCUGGCCCACCUGACAUCAUGCCUCCCAAGAAGGAUGUUCCUGUGAAGAAACCAGCCGGGCCCUCCAUCUCUAAGCCUGCUGCCAAGUCCACCACAGGAACCCCUCCAGCCAAGACCAAGGCUGAGCCAGCUGCCCCCCAGGCCCCUGCAAAAUCCCAGGAGCCCCCUGUGGAUCUCUCCAAAGUGGUGAUCGAGUUUAACAAGGACCAGCUGGAGGAAUUCAGAGAGGCCUUUGAGCUGUUUGACAGAGUGGGUGACGGCAAGAUCCUGUACAGCCAGUGUGGGGACCUGAUGAGGGCCCUGGGCCAGAACCCCACCAACGCCGAAGUGCUCAAGGUCCUGGGGAACCCCAAGAGCGAAGAGCUGAAGUCCCGACGUGUAGACUUUGAGACCUUCCUGCCCAUGCUACAGGCGGUGGCCAAGAACAGGGACCAAGGCACAUAUGAGGACUACCUAGAGGGGCUUCGUGUGUUUGACAAAGAGGGAAACGGCAAAGUCAUGGGAGCGGAGCUCAGACACGUGCUUACCACUCUCGGAGAGAAGAUGACCGAAGAAGAGGUAGAGACUGUCCUGGCAGGCCACGAGGACAUCAACGGCUGCAUCAACUAUGAGGCCUUCCUGAAGCACAUCCUAAGCCUCUGAGCUCCACAGGUGGUGCUCAGCCCCUUGUGUCGUCCUGAGAGGCAAGGCUCCGCGAUCCACCAGACAGAAGCGCUGUCAGCGCGUCCUCUCGGUUUCCCAAGCUGGGUCCCGCCGGGUAGCAAACCAGCCCCACCUCCCCUGCGGCUAGCUGCGCGUUCCUGCCACUAGGCGGCACUUACAGUUUUGAAAUAAAAAAUGGUUCCUGG